Messenger RNA from Vicugna pacos (alpaca), 5501 nucleotides. It is a transcript of the gene SLC26A7, whose product is annotated as solute carrier family 26 member 7. The record is from RefSeq and is a predicted model, not a curated record. Gene Ontology annotation, cellular component: membrane. NCBI's taxonomy places the organism in Eukaryota, Metazoa, Chordata, Mammalia, Artiodactyla, Camelidae. Gene Ontology annotation, biological process: transmembrane transport.
GAGCCAAAGCAUAAGACCACAGUGAAUAUAAGGGGAAUUACUGGCAAGAGAGCCCUAGACCAGCUUAACACCGAACCUAUUACUUUUCCAAGAUCAGAAAAAUAUUAUACGAACAAGAACCAUUUCUCCAUCUCAUGCAGACAAGAAUUCAAGCUUUGACAUUGUGAACCACAGACCAGUUGGAGCCUGGCAUUGAAAGGAGGUGUUCUGCAUCGAUUUUUUUUUCUUGUUUAAAGAAGUUUACUUCUACAAGAGGGAAUCUGAAAAAUGACAGGGGCAAAGAGGAAAAAGAAAAGUGUGCUCUGGAGCAAGAUGCAUACCCCACAUUGUGAAGACUUUAAGCAGUGGUGUAGAAGGCGGCUACCUAUUUUGGAAUGGGCAACAUGUUACAAUCUGAAAGAAAAUUUGCUUCCAGACACUGUGUCUGGGAUAAUGCUGGCAGUUCAACAGGUGACACAAGGGCUGGCCUUUGCUGUCCUCUCAUCUGUGCACCCAGUGUUUGGUCUGUACGGGUCCCUGUUUCCUGCCAUCAUUUACGCCGUAUUUGGAAUGGGACGCCAUGUUUCCACAGGUACCUUUGCCUUGACAUCCCUAAUAUCAGCCAAUGCAGUGGAGCGGCUGGUCCCCCUGAGCAGCCAGAACCUUACCGUGCAGAGCAACACGAGUGUGCUGGGCUUGUCUGACUUUGAGAUGCAAAGGAUCAGUGUUGCUGCCGCUGUGUCCUUCUUGGGAGGGGUGAUUCAGGUGGCCAUGUUUGUGCUACAUCUGGGCAGCGCCACAUUCCUGCUUACCGAGCCUGUGAUCAGUGCGAUGACAACAGGGGCUGCCACCCACGUCGUGACUUCGCAAGUCAAAUACCUCUUGGGAAUGAAAAUUCCAUAUAUAUCUGGACCACUUGGAUUCUUUUAUAUCUAUGCACAUGUCUUUCAAAACAUCAAGUCUGUGCGGCUAGAAGCCCUUCUCUUAUCUUUGCUGAGCAUCGUGGUGCUUGUUCUGGUUAAAGAGCUGAAUGAACAGUUUAAGAGGAAAAUUAAAAUUGUUCUUCCUGUCGACUUAGUUUUGAUCAUUGCUGCCUCAUUUACUUGUUAUUGUACCAAUAUGGAAAACACAUAUGGACUAGAAGUAGUUGGUCAUAUUCCAAAAGGAAUUCCUCCGCCCAGAGUUCCCCCAAUGCGCAUCCUCUCUGCAGUAAUCACUGAAGCUUUUGGAGUGGCAUUUGUGGGCUAUGUGGCCUCACUAGCCCUUGCUCAAGGAUCUGCCAAAAAAUUCAAAUAUUCAGUUGAUGACAACCAGGAAUUGUUGGCUCAUGGCCUCAGCAAUGUGAUUUCUUCAUUUUUCUUCUGCAUACCGAGCGCUGCAGCCAUGGGAAGGACCGCCGGCCUGUACAGCACGGGAGCAAGGACACAGGUGGCUUGUCUGAUAUCUUGCGUCUUCGUCCUGAUGGUCAUCUAUGCAGCAGGACCUUUGCUUUACUGGCUGCCCAUGUGUGUUCUUGCAAGUAUUAUCGUAGUGGGAUUGAAAGGAAUGUUAAUACAGUUUCGGGAUUUAAGAAAAUAUUGGAAUGUGGAUAAAAUUGAUUGGGGCAUCUGGGUCAGUACAUACAUAUUUUCAAUAUGUUUUGCUGCCAAUGUGGGGCUGCUGUUUGGUGUUGUCUGUACCGUAGCUAUUGUGAUUGGUCGCUUCCCAAGAGCAAAAACUCUGAGUAUAAAAAAUAUGAAAGAAAUGGAAUUUAAAUUGAAGAGAGAAGUGGACGACGAAACCCUGCAUCAGGUGAAAAUUAUCUUAAUAAACAACCCACUUGUUUUCCUGAAUGCAAAGAAGUUCCGUGCUGACCUGAUGAACAUAAUCCAGAGAGAAAACACCAGCAGCCAGCCACAUGAUGAGAUCAGCAAGUGUGAACAAAACACAUUGCUCAAUUCUCUAUCCAAUGGCAAUUGUAAUGAAGAAGCUACGCAGCCCUGCCUGAACGAAAAGUGCUCUUUAAUCCUGGACUGCAGUGGAUUGACCUUUUUUGACUCUUCUGGAGUCUCCAUGCUUGUUGAGGUUUACACGGACAGUAACAGCAAGAGUGUGGAUGUGUCAUUCGCCCACUGCACAGCUUCCUUGAUAAGAGCAAUGAAAUACUGUGGGAACCUAGAUCCAGAGAAGCCAAUUUUUUUUGAAUCAGUGCCUGCCGCAUUAAGUAGCAUCCAUUCAAAUAAGAAAUGAGGAAACUGAUGCCCCGGGAAGUUCCACCAUUUGUAAGUGAUGGAGCCAGUUUCAAAGUCCGCAGUCUGACCGUGGACUCGGAGCUUUAAGCUUCUGUGCUCUGAUGCCUCAGAGAAUGUCUGUUUUCUUAGUUUAGCUGGACAGCUUGCUUCAGUUACUGCUAUUCUUUGACUGUGUUAUCAACUUCAGAGUCAAGUCAGUAGCCAGGUGUUAAUUUCUCCCCCUUCUAUUUCAGAGUCUGAGCAAACUCAGCGACCACAGUGAAAUGUGAGACUCUUUCGCUGCAAUACAGCUUUUUUUUUAGCAACUGCCCCGAAGAGGCCAUACUCAAGCAUUUUGCACAACCUUUUUGUUGUUUAGAUCCUACAAAUUGACCUCUACUUCGACAAGUGUGCUGUGACGUAGCAAUCACAUAACCACUGGUCAAGGUUUGCCGACAAUUUUAUCGUCUUUGUUAGUAAGCAAAUUCACUGUGCAGGUUAUUUUAGUUAUUUUAUAAAAAUCAGUAUACAUUUAGCUUUAGUGUCCUGAAAGGUAAACAUGAAUUUAUUUGCUUUUUAUAGCACAGUAUUUUGUGUUGUUUUAAUUCUGUUCUGUUAUAAGUUAAUUUGUAAAUCUGAGAAAUACUUUGUCAUAUAAUGAGAGAUUUAGAACAUUUGCAAGCCAUUUGUAAAAAUCCAGGAUCAUCCUUAACUAAUAUGUGAAAACAACUUAGCAGGUGGGCCAUUUUCCCUUACCAAAGAAAGAGAAGUCAUUGAAUAUCAAUAAGGGUAAAUGUUACUUCAUGCAAUCGAUACGAAAUUCACAGAUAAGUCAAACAAAAAGCAAAUGACAAACGAGAAACCAUUCUUCUCCGUACCUUUCCGUGCACGGAAGUCUUCAGAAAUGCGUUGAAAAUAACCAGUAUCCUGUGAAACCAAGUUCUCGACGUUAGUCUGUUUUGCUGUGAAUGUUGGAAAUGCUUAGACUCUUCAGACCUCAUAGCCCUAAUUUCCACAUCCCGCCCCACAAGAGUCUCUGUUUUCAGCUGAAGUUUUGCUGGAACGAGAGAAUGUGGAAGUUGCACAUUUUAUAUUUUUUCACAGAUAUGAUCUUUAGAUGAAAAAAUACCACCAGUAGAAUAGUUUUGUGCUAUUCCAACAUGGAAUUAGCUGUAGUAGGUUGGGACUCUUCUAUUUCUGAGACAGAGUCAAUACAAUACAAUACAAUACAUUUCUCUCUCUAUAUAUAGACAGAUCUCCAGAGUACGAGUUUUUUUCUUUUGUUAAAGGAGAGCUUGGACAAGUGAUUAUUUGCAAACCCACAAAACCAGCAGGAUAAUUGACAAACACCACAGGCCAGACUGACCUGUAUAAAUGAUUGUUUUCAUGUUUCUACAUAUAUUUUCAAUCACAUUCUAUUACACAGUUUCAUUUCUUUAGUUAGCAAUUUGAUUUACCUAUGAAAAAAAUCUCACUUUCAAAAACAGGUGUAGGCACAUGCUUUAGUUUUAAGGCACUUUAACUCUUCCAGAAAUUACUAGUUAACAAAAAGCCAAGAACUUUAAAGUGAAUUUGAAAGUAGUUUGAAAACAAAAUAGAAGACUGGUAAUUUAGGUGUUUUUGUGGACAUCGGUAAGAGUAAAUGCUAAUGUCUGCCAAGUCGUGUAAUGGUCCCUAGUAAAUGUGUGGUAAACAUUUGUAUGGCCCUUAUUUUUACCAUUAAGCUCUAGGUAGACAAUGUAAUAACAUGAAAGGAGAGAAACAAAUGUUUCCAAUUCUUAUAACUUAUUUAGACAUUUCAAUUUUGAUUGACAUGAACUACAAAGAAUAGCGUUUGUCCCACAGAAAGCCUCAAUCCCUUCAUCACUAAUUUGGAUUGAAAUAACUGAGGCCAACUUUCAUUCCCAUCAGAUACUGUUCCAACAAAAGGUGGAGAUAAAAAUUAGAUUACCUCCUCUGUCUGAUUAAAUUAUUCCGAGGGUGGAUGGUGGCAACAUUCACCAUCUCUAAUCCAUUGGUCAUUGGCACAUAAACAAGAGUCAAAGUUAAGAAAGAACAUAUGUUUUGCUGUGUAUAAAUUGAUAUAUUUCUGGGCAACUGUGGCCUAUUAUUAAAUUCACGCACUGUAGGCAUUUUCUAAUUUGUUAGCGAUUAUGGACUAUAGUUGGCAUGAAUAUCGUUACAGUUAAUCAAUAAAUGAUUUCUUCUGUUUUAUUAUCCAAGUUGAGACACAAUUGUCUGAGAAGAUGUAUUUGAAAGCAUUUAGUGUUUGUAGUAGACAUUUAAUGGAUAAAACUUAAAACCCAGUAAGUCUGGUGUCAAAUGUUACUAUUAUUUUCAAAGUAAAGGAAGACCAAAGCAUGUACCAUAAAUAACCCUUUGUUCUAAGGCUCCCCCUCCAUACUAAGGUCACGGUAACUGUUGACCUGGAGAAACUCCCUGGAGUUAAGUCCUGAGAGCCCAAUAGCUAAACACGAGUUUCAGACACACGAGAUUCUAAGACAUAAAUGUUUAUUUCAAAACAGACAUUAACAAAACCAGAACUGCAAUAUGGUCCUGAGCUAGAAUGUUUCUAGUCAUGCUGAAUUGUUUUUAUGAAGAUUGCCUUACUUUUGUAUAUGACAAACUCCUUCCAUAUCCUUUACUAUGGUAAAGGAAAAUUGGGAAAAAUUAAAACUGACCUAUAAGAAUGUUACAUACUUAAUAGAGAGAUGUACAUAAAUUAACUGGAAAGUAUGUAACCUGGAAAACAUUGUUAACAUUACAUUUAUGCAAAUUAAGUGCCCUUGAGUUUUACCAUUUGUCUUUCAUUUUAAAGGUUAUUUGCCCCCAAUUACAUGAUUCAAGUGUUAUAAAAUCUAGCUUGAACUACUUUGCAGUAAUUUAUUUGACAGAUCUCUAUUGUAUAAACGCAUAAUGUAAUGAGGAAAGAGAUCUCUCUUUUUUAAUGAAAACAUUAAUGUGUUAAUACCCUCUGUGGAUAAUGUUUGACAUUUAAUAGUUACUGAAAUAUAUUAGUAUGUUGUUGAACAUACAAAAGCCUAGAAAUGCGUGUUCUGCAUUCUGUGGGAUGAUGAUCUAAUUCAGUAUAGGGUAUGCUUUUCGGCAGUGAUUUUGUUGUCAGAUUUUAAAUAGGGUAUUAAAUGAGGCUUGCACAAUCCAAAGUAUUUUAGAUAAAAAUCAGAUAGUCUAAUAUGCCACACUUAUAUUUUUAUAUUUUCAAUGUAUUUAAUUAUCUUUUAAAUAAUCCUUUGUACUGACUUAGCAUAUAACAACCAAUUUACAUGGAAAUAAACUGAAAUAUGAUAACUA